Sebastes umbrosus (honeycomb rockfish) is the source of this 749-nucleotide messenger RNA. It is a transcript of the gene hes3, whose product is annotated as hairy-related 3. Gene Ontology annotation, cellular component: nucleus. The transcript has 4 exons. Bases 48 to 749 code for a protein of 233 amino acids. Gene Ontology annotation, molecular function: DNA-binding transcription factor activity, RNA polymerase II-specific; protein dimerization activity; RNA polymerase II cis-regulatory region sequence-specific DNA binding. NCBI's taxonomy places the organism in Eukaryota, Metazoa, Chordata, Actinopteri, Perciformes, Sebastidae. The record is from RefSeq and is a predicted model, not a curated record. Gene Ontology annotation, biological process: regulation of transcription by RNA polymerase II; regulation of neurogenesis; anterior/posterior pattern specification.
GAUUAACUUCCAAGGAAUCAAGAAGAAAAAAGGACUAACAGAACAGAAUGGUGGCGACGACAGACUGCGUAGAAAAGUCCAAACCCACCUCUGGAAACAAGGUGUCCAAACCACUCAUGGAAAAGAAACGAAGAGCUCGCAUAAACAAGUGUUUGGACCAGUUAAAAUCUCUUCUGGAGAGCUACUACAGCACUAGUAUUCGAAAACGCAAACUGGAAAAGGCCGACAUCCUGGAGCUUACUGUGAAACAUAUGAGGAAUCUCCAAAAGAUCCAGAGCUGCACCGCCGCUGCUUCAGAGUUUCCAGAUUAUCAGAGUGGUUUCCGCAGCUGUCUGGCAAACGUCAACCAAUAUCUGCUGCUGGCAGACAAUCUGAACGGGAGCGACCGCUGGAUGUUCUCGCAGCUCUCCGGUAAACUGUCCGGUAAACUGUGCCGGAGAGAGGAAGCCUUCAGCACCACGGACAGCAGCCUGGGCCAGGCAGAGACACAUCAGGAGGAGGUGAUGAGACUUCUUCCAUCAUCAGCAGCAGCAGCUGGACCUGAGGAAAGAAAAACCACCAAAUCUAAAGCUCUGAAAGCCCACAGUGCAAACACAUCUCCCCUUUCACCGAGUGAAGACGCACAGCGGUCACCUGGAACCAAACUGGCUGUCCAAGUUGAACAAAGUCCCAGUAACAAGAAGUUUCACCUCGUCAGUCACAGGGAUGAAGAUGCAAACACUCAGCACAACGUCUGGAGGCCCUGGUGA